AUGGCCUCCACUGCCCAUGCCUACGGGGCAGACCCGGAAGAUAUGACGGACAAAGCUAUCUACAUGACCAAUGUCACUGGAGACACUGAGAAAGAUGCUGUGUCGCCUGAAUUCGAGGAGGCGGCCGAGUUUAUGGAGGUCAGGGACUUGAAGCAGGGUCUUCAGCAACGGCAUAUUCAGAUGAUUGCCCUGGCUGGCACCAUCGGAACCGGUCUUUUCUUGAGUUCUGGUAACGCGCUCGCCACCGGUGGUCCUUUGGGAGCGUUCUUGGGAUAUACUUUGACUGGGAUCAUCGUCGCUGGGGUCGUCCUAUCGGUUGCUGAACUGAGCGCCCUGAUUCCCCUCUCUGGAGGCGUCAUCCGUCACGCUGAAUACCUCGUCGAUCCUGCCCUCUCCUUCGCCAUCGGCUGGAACAAAGUCUACUCGGCUCUCGUCACCAUCCCCGCCGAGAUCACUGCUGCUGCUGUCAUCGUUUCGUUCUGGAAGGAAAUCAACAAUGCCGUCUGGAUCAGCGUGUUUGGGGCGUUGCUCUUUGCCGCCAAUAUGUUCCUCGUCCGGAUCUACGGAGAGCUUGAAUUCACCUUUGCCAUCUUGAAGAUCCUGCUCAUUGUCGGCCAGAACAUUAUGGCCUUGGUAAUCACCUGCGGCGGCGGCCCGAACCAUGAGACCUACGGCUUCCGAUACUGGCGCCAUCCAGGCCCCUUCGUGCAGUAUCUUGGUAUCGGCGGGUCCCUGGGUCGCUUCCUGGGUUUCUGGAGCACCUUUAACAAUGCCGCGUAUGCUUACGGUGGUAUGGAUGAUAUCACCGUCGUUGCAUCCGAGACGAAGGCUCCCCGACGGAACAUCCCCAAGGCCGCAAAGAGAAUCUUUGUCCGGGUGCUUCUGUUCUACAGUGUCUCCAUCUUCAUGGUGACUCUCCUCGUGGCGUCCGACGACCAGGCAUUGCUGGAUCCCACAAAAUCGGGAACUGCUGCGCAGUCGCCGUUUGUCAUCGCGGCCGAGAGAGCAGGAAUCCAUGCCGUUCCGUCCAUUAUCAACGUGGUUGUUUUGACGAGUGCUUGGAGUGCGGGCAAUGAAAGUUUGCUCGGCGGCUCUCGAAUCCUCUACGGCCUCGCCCAGCACGGCCAUGCCCCCAGGUUCUUCCGCCGCACUAACCGCUUCUCCAUCCCCUACGUCUGCGUCAUGUUCGUCGGAAUCUUCGUUUGUCUGGGCUACAUGACGCUCAGCGACAGCGCCUCGACCGUCUUCACCUGGUUUCAGGACCUGGUGUCAUCAGCCAUCCUGAUGGGCUGGACCAUUAUCUGCAUCGUGUACCUGCGCUUCUACUACGCCAUGAAGAAACAGGGCAUUUCCCGUGAUGAGCUGCCGUGGAAGUCGCCCUUCCAGCCGUAUAUGUGCUGGGCUUGUUUCUUCAUGUUGGCUAUUAUUUUGUUGACGGGUGGCUAUACUGUUUUUAUCCAUCAUCAUUGGGACUCUGAAACCUUUAUCAGCGCCUACCUGGAUCUCGUCAUCGUUCCUGUCCUCUACGUCGGAUACAAGAUCGUCUACCGGACAAGGAUUAUCCCCCUGGACGAGGUUCCUGUGCGUCGGUUCAUUGAGAUUGCGAACCGUAACCCGGAGCCACCGGAGAAGCCGAAGAAGGGCCUGCACAAGCUCAACAUUCUGUGGUCUUGA
Molecule: messenger RNA, 1674 nt
Organism: Monascus purpureus
Lineage: Eukaryota; Fungi; Ascomycota; Eurotiomycetes; Eurotiales; Aspergillaceae
Source: the annotation of a GenBank genome assembly